ACGCAGGGAUGUGGGAUGCUCUUCUGAACGUGAGGGUGAGGGACUCCUGAAACAGACCCAGAAAAGUGGGAGUCUCCAACACUUGCCUUCAAAUCAAGCCUAUCUCCAUCCCUGGAAAAUAUACGUGCAGCAAACAUAGCGUAUUGAAAUUAACACAAGGAGAUGAACUGCUGGGUGGCGUGCUGGCCAGCUGCUCGCGCUCAUACAGCCGCGUGUCAGGCAGAUCCAUCGGGUCGCUUCAGCUGAGGAAGACCCUGGGAAACAUGGUCUGGUGAGGCAGCACACGUGGUGAGCUGGUCAGACAGGCUCUGGGUGUUUACCUGCACCCAUAGCGGUCAUGUAGGAGAGCAGUAUUAAUGUGAAGAUGGGACUGUUGGUGUUUAUGCGUAACCUGCUGCUAGCCCUCUGCCUCUUUCUGGUACUGGGAUUUCUGUACUAUUCGGCUUGGAAGUUGCACCUUCUCAGAUGGGAGGAUUCAAAUUCAGUGGUUCUUUCCUUUGACUCCGUUGGACAUACAAUAGGCUCAGGAAGGAGAGAGAGAAAAACUGUGGCUAUUGUGGUUCCGCUGUCCAUCCCAUCUCAUCUUGCUGCAGACCCAGGAAAAGACAGAGCCCAGAAAGAACCCAAAGAAACAAUGGCAGCUCCAGGCCCAGCCAGUCCUAAAUAUGACAAACUGGGCUUUCUCCUGAACCUGGACUCAAAAUUGCCUCCAGAACUGGCAUCCAAGUAUGCAAAUUUCUCCGAGGGAGCGUGCAAGCCUGGUUAUGCAUCAGCGCUCAUGACUGUCAUCUUUCCAAAGUUCUCGAAGCCGGCACCAAUGUUCUUGGAUGAUUCCUUCAGGAAAUGGGCGCGUAUCAGGGACUACGUACCCCCCUUUGGAAUUAAAGGACAAGAUAAUCUGAUCAAAGCCAUCCUGUCAGCUACCAAAGAUUACCGUCUAACUCCAGCUCUUGACAGUCUCAGCUGCCGGCGAUGUAUUAUUGUGGGAAACGGUGGAGUACUUGCAAAUAAGUCAUUGGGGUUAAAAAUUGAUGACUAUGAUGUUGUUGUCAGGCUGAACUCAGCUCCGGUGAAGGGCUUUGAAAAAGAUGUGGGUGGCAAGACAACACUCCGGAUCACAUAUCCUGAAGGUGCAAUCCAGAAAAUGGAGCAGUACGAGAAGGAUUCUUUGUUUGUUCUGGCGGGAUUCAAAUGGCAGGAUUUCAAGUGGCUGAAAUACAUUGUUUACAAGGAGAAAGUGAGUGCCUCUGAUGGCUUUUGGAAGUCAGUGGCAACCCGUGUCCCAAGAGAACCUCAUGAGAUUCGUAUCCUGAAUCCCUACUUCAUCCAGGAGGCAGCUUUCAGCUUUAUCGGACUGCCUUUCAACAACGGCCUCAUGGGCAGAGGGAACAUCCCCACCUUGGGAAGCGUAGCAAUAACCAUGGCGCUCCACAACUGUGAUGAGGUGGCGGUAGCUGGGUUUGGCUAUGACAUGAGUUCACCCAAUGCACCGCUGCACUACUAUGAGAACAUCAAGAUGUCUGCCAUCAAAGAGUCCUGGACGCACAAUAUCCAGCGGGAGAAGGAGUUCCUGCGGAAGCUGGUGAAAGCCCGAGUCAUCACUGACCUAACCAGUGGGAUUUGAGUGGCUGCAGCCACUGCCUCCAAGGGAGGAGAUGAAGACGCACGCUGCAGCUCCGGGAGCAAGCACUGGCAGCCCCCCGCAAGAAUCCCACCUCACUGAAGACACACAGAGAUGCUCUGGGAAGACCCUCUCGCGUUGCCAGUCUGCACGAGGGUUGCGUCUGCUGCCUCCAGGCCUAGAGCUGGCAGGAGGUGGGCAAGGAGCUGAGUGGGCCAUUCUUGAACUCUGCAUCGCAGACAGAUCUUCUGCGUCCUGAAUUAAACAGGAAAGACUCAGAGAAGAAAGGUUUGUGAGUAAAACAAUUUGUGCCAAAUGGGAGGUGAUGCUGCCCCGAGGCAGCAAUGCCUGAAUGUACAAAGUAUUCUUUUUAAAAAGAAACUCUGCUGGAAUCAUACUAGAAAUACCAAGGUGCGAGGCAAAGUCUGCCUGUGCACAGCCCUGCAAAAAAACCCGGCCCCUCCAUUCUCCAUCUGCGUUGUCACCGGCCUCAGACCUUUCCCCAGGAAGACAAAUCCGUCCAAAACUUUGGUGUCGUUGGUGCUGCUAUAAUUCAAAAGGAGAAUAAUGGCUUUCUUUCCAUCUCUACUUGGAGCUUCUGGUUGGAGAUGAGCAUGGGUUUGUUUUUCUGCACUUUUCCUUGCUUCCCACACAGAGGCAGCAGCCACAUUUUGGCUGUGUUUUCCAUAGCUGUUUGCCCUUCUCUGCCCUGACCCCAAGGUGGAGGGCGGAGCUGAUGGCUUUUCUGCCUGCAGCAGACCCUGCUCACCUUCCUGCCUGUCACAGCAGAGCCUGCCACAUGGUGCUCAAGGCAUUUGGGCCUCUUGGUUUGUGCCUGCUGUGCAGGGUCCUUGUGGAGUCCGUACAGAUCGGUGUCACCAUUUCUGGACAGCAUCUCAAUUUAUUUCUGUGGGAGAGGAAUAACUUGUUCUUUGGUAGGAGGUCAGAUCUUGUAUGGAGAUCUGCAGUUUUACAGUUUGAGAGCAGGCUGCUGAAGAUGUUUGUUUUACGUUCCAGACUCAAUCAUGUUCCCUAUUUAAGCGAUGCGUCACCUCAGUGAUGAUGGACACUACUGGCACGGGUGGGGGCCUGCUGGGAAUCCUCACCCUCUGUUCAGCCCCUGCUCACUUCAUUUCCAAGCUCCUCCCGUGCUGCUCCAGCACUGCUGCUCCUCCUGCUCUCAGGAGCACUUCCCUUUCUUUGCCGUCUUGAUCUCAAGAUGCAGUAUUUGCACAUUUAAUUUGUAUAUGUAUUUCAGAGGAGCCGGAAUAAACUGAGCAGCGUGGCUGAGUGUGAGGACAGCAGAGGGGUCCCAUCCACCUGGAGAGCGUGGGCAGAAGGGGGAAUACAAGAGGAAUGGUCACAGGUGGAAAUCAGCUCCCACACUCUCUUAGCCUGGAGUAAGAUAAUCUACACCCACAGGCACCAUCCGGAGCCAAGUCCCUGUGUGUCGAGGCAGCAAUGCGCAGCCUACUGGUGCUGAGGGAGGAUCCCAGAGGGUACUGGCUGGGCUCAUGGUCCUGGCACUGCAUCCAGCACAGCCCAAGGACUGCAGUGUGCCCUGCUCUGAGCUGAAGGGAGAUCAUGGCCAUAACACAGUCAAGGGAUGCUCAGAGCAGGGCUUGCAUGGUUCCCCUGGGCCACCUCUGCUGACUUGCAGCGGGUUGUGGCUCCGGGGCUGAGCCCCCAGAGGGGGUGUGCAGGAGGGGUAGGCAAUGACCCAAGCGUGGGGCAGAGGAGCAAACUGUACGGAAUGGUUUGAGACCAGAGCUGCAGGCAGAGGCAGCUCUCGGGAUGUGGUGCUGGGUGCUGCCCACAGACCGGCAUGGACGGGCCUUUCGGGGGCCUCUCCUGCAUGGUGCGCCUGUAGCCAAGGAGCUUGCUCAGAGGCAAAUCCUAUCCGGCUUCUGGUCAUGGGUGGUGCUUGCCUUGUAGUCUGGGAGCAGCUCAAAGAACCUGCCUCUUCCAGGCAGCAGAAGACAAGUAGUGGGAGGCUCUCCCUCCUCUUGCCCCUUCCUAUGUCUCUUCCCCCAUCUCUGUGGCCUCCCAGCCAGGCAGUUCCUGCUCCCCACAGUACAUGCCUCCCCUCAGGAUGUUCUCUGAAGUUUCCAUCAUGGAGAGCUGAUGUUUCCAGUAGGUUUUUGAGCAUAUGCUGUGGCGAUACUCCUUUAAAUAUUCUUCACCAAUUUGUUUUUCCUGCUCAAGUUGCCCAAGGCACUGGAUUUCUGUGGCCCUUGCCAGGUGAUGCUCCUUUUGUGGUUGCUGCGUCAGCCUGCACCUGGGACCAUCAUCUCUAGAGUCUGUACCAUGGUAGCAGUGGAGGUGGCUGGGCUGGACCUGUCUGAGGUGGCUGAGGAAGGGUGAGCACCUGCCUUGGUGCUUGAACUGGGUGUUUAACGAGCUGCUGUGGGAGCCCUAGAGCAGCGGUGGGGUGAUGGAUCGCUCCUCUGUGCUACAGUGAGCUGAAAUGCCAGAGUUGGGUGGUUGCAGCCAGGAGGAGGAGUGAGGUGAAGAGCCCUUAGUGUCUGUGCUGGGCUCCUCUGCACACCUUGGGAGGAACACCCCCAUGAAGGCUUGUGAUGGCAUUGAAAUGAUUUAGUCCAUUUGAUUGAGCACUACAAAGCUACAGGGCACCUUUAUCUUCCAGCUUGCUGGCUCCAGGUCCACAGAGGGAGCAAGGCUUCUGCUCUGCUUUCCCUGGCAUCCCAACUCUCCACCACAGCCAGGGACGGGUCUUGAUGGAAAGCUACCCCUGCAGUCAAGGAGGUAACUCCAAGCCUUUCUCUCAACCCAGGUCAGGGUCUCCAGGCAGAAAGACCCAGACUGAGUAGAUGAGUGCGUGGCCCAGGGUGAUUCUGGUGGGUCAGAACCACAUACAAGUAGAAGGAAAGAGAGAAUGGAGAGGACUGGAGGGGGCAAAGGCUCCCCUCUAACUCACUGUCCCAUCUGACAUGGGUGGUGCCGACACACCCCCGGAGCAGCACUGUGACUGGGCGAUGGGGAUGUGCACCCCAGCCCCCGAUGCAGUGUGGAACCCUGAGUUUUGCUCCUGGAUGCUGUUCCUUUGGCUGCCUCCCCGCAUGCACCUGCAGCCACCUCCCGCCCUCCGAAACGCUGCGCUCCUGCCAGCUCGGAGCGGUGCAUGCAGGUCAGAGCAAGGUCAGUGGGACGGAUGUGAGGCUUGGCCUCUCCCUCGCAGUGACUCACCUUUUCAGCUCAGAAGGGAGAGCCCAGGGGAAUUCUCCACAGCCUAAAUAUAGAGCAGGUUUGCCUGGCGCCUCUGAUGCACUGCGGUGCAGAAAGGCCACUUGGGUGGCAGGGAACCUGCCUCGAGAGAGGCUGGGGAAGCGCAGGGAGGCUGGGGACCCAGUUACCGCAGUGGGGCUUUGCUCCUGCUGGUGCAACGAGUCCGUCUGGGGAGCUGCAGGCCAGCCAGCACGUGCUGGGGCUGCCAGGGACCUGCUGCUGCACUGACCACACCAUGAGCUCCUUGUGCAUUUGUGAUGCACAGCCCUCCCCGGCGCUCAGCACCCCGGCGCUGGGCUCCCUCCACCAGCUCACCCCGUGCUGGCCAUGCUGUGGCCUCAAGCUCACACGUGCCAAACAGAGGCAUCACAGCUAGUACGAGGCAGCAGCAGGAUCCUCUGCAGCCCAGCAAUCCCUCAGCCCAGCAUUUCUGAGCUUCCAGCAUCUCCUUGUCCAGGGAGGGAGCAGUGGGGGGCCUGCUGUGGUUCUUUACUCCUCAGUGUGGGCACUGCAGAAGGUGUCAGGACAGGGCUAUCUGUUUAUCAACGGGCAGGCAGCUGGGUACGAGCAGCACCAGGGGUGGACAAGGGCUUGAAGGCUGCCUGGGAGGGACUCGGCUACCGUGCUGAGCUCCAGUGGCACCAGCACGGCACGUGCUGUAGGUCCGAGCAUGCAUCGCACAGAGUAUUAGAGACGCGUUCCCUUGGUGCAGGUAACCUGGGC
Molecule: messenger RNA, 5590 nt
Organism: Cuculus canorus (common cuckoo)
Lineage: Eukaryota; Metazoa; Chordata; Aves; Cuculiformes; Cuculidae
Gene: ST3GAL3
Product: ST3 beta-galactoside alpha-2,3-sialyltransferase 3
Exons: 13
Coding region: 365-1624 (419 amino acids)
Molecular function (GO): sialyltransferase activity
Source: RefSeq, a predicted model, not a curated record